This is a messenger RNA of Amaranthus tricolor (Joseph's coat), 1281 nucleotides long. Its product is annotated as phosphoglycolate phosphatase 2. The coding region runs from base 241 to 1149 and encodes 302 amino acids. Gene Ontology annotation, molecular function: phosphatase activity. The transcript is spliced from 11 exons. The record is from RefSeq and is a predicted model, not a curated record. NCBI's taxonomy places the organism in Eukaryota, Viridiplantae, Streptophyta, Magnoliopsida, Caryophyllales, Amaranthaceae.
ACCGAACUACACAAGGCAAAUGAUGGAACUAGUGAGUAGUGACUAGUCCCACCAAAUUUUUUUAUUACUUGAUACUCCCAAGCAUUUAUCUUUGGCAGCACAUUGGCAUCUUUUUACAAAUACUAGUGGUUCAUAAUGUAACAACUCUACAUCAUUUUGGGAAUUCAAUUUUAUUCUCUGUAUUGUCUGAAAUUGCUUCUGGGUAACAAGAACAAAGGAUCAUUAGACUAUAAUGAUAAGAUGAACAGCAGAAGCGUCCAACUUUUGGAUUCCGGAAAUGCGACGCUUCUCUUUCACUCCGUCGACGCUUUUCUCUUUGAUUGCGACGGAGUUAUAUGGAAGGGGGAUAAGCUCAUUGAUGGCGUUUCUGAUACGCUACAUUUCCUCAGAUCAAAGGGGAAGAAACUGGUAUUUGUGACGAAUAAUUCCACCAAAUCGAGAAAGCAAUAUGCUGCUAAAUUCCUUUCUUUGGGCAUUUCUGUUUCUGAGGAUGAGAUUUUUAGCUCCUCUUUUGCAGCUGCAAUGUACUUGAAAUCUGUUGAGUUUCCUCUUGAUAAAAAGGUUUAUGUGAUUGGUGGUGAUGGCAUCCUGGAGGAGCUUAGCCUUGCUGGGAUUACAGCUUUUGGUGGCCCUGAAGAUGGGAAAAAGACGAUAGAAUUGAAAGAUAAUCCGUUCUUUGCCCAUGACAAGACUGUAGGAGCGGUUGUGGUUGGGCUGGAUCCGUAUAUUAAUUUUUACAAGCUCCAGUACGCAACACUUUGCAUUCGUGAUAAUCCAGGAUGCCUAUUUGUCGCCACCAAUCGGGAUGCAGUGGGACAUAUGACUGAUUUACAAGAAUGGCCAGGGGCUGGAUGUAUGGUUGCAGCUGUCUGCGGUUCAACCGAGAAAGAGCCAAUUGUUGUUGGCAAGCCUUCAACGUUUAUGAUGGAUUUUUUGUUAAAGAAAUUCCAAAUCGACACCUCGAGAAUGUGCAUGGUGGGUGAUAGGCUAGACACCGAUAUUCUUUUUGGACAGAGUGCCGGCUGCAAAACACUUCUUGUUCUCUCUGGCGUGACGACACUGCCUACCCUUCAGGACUCAUCAAACAACAUCCUCCCAGAUCUCUACACAGACAAAGUGUCUGAUUUGCUUCAGCUAUUGAGACCAUGACAGCAGGCAAUGUAUUUAAAUUGUGUUCUAUAGCUUUCAGUUUUACCCCCAAUAAUUCCGUUCCUUGAUAAUUGAAACAGAAUGUUUGAAGUAUAAUACUUGAUAUUUGAUGUCUAAUGUUUGUGAACUAAA